This is a messenger RNA of Solanum pennellii, 2019 nucleotides long. RefSeq names its product cyclin-L1-1. The record is from RefSeq and is a predicted model, not a curated record. Gene Ontology annotation, cellular component: nucleus. Bases 229 to 1551 code for a protein of 440 amino acids. Gene Ontology annotation, biological process: regulation of transcription by RNA polymerase II. Gene Ontology annotation, molecular function: cyclin-dependent protein serine/threonine kinase regulator activity. The transcript has 9 exons. NCBI's taxonomy places the organism in Eukaryota, Viridiplantae, Streptophyta, Magnoliopsida, Solanales, Solanaceae.
GGAUUAAAAUAAAGGAACCAAAGAAUACUAAUAUUAUGUUCCUACAAAACAAAUAACCCCAAAGUCAAAAACCUGUAAAAAAUCGAACCGAAGUAGAGAAUUAGUUUGAAAAUUUUUAGCGCUUCAACGAUUUCUUCUUCUUCCUCAAUCGUGGUUAUCCCAUGUUAGUGAAUCUUUGAAACUGUACUACACUGCUUUGUAUUUUUAGGGGAUUUUUGAAGUUGAACUAUGAUUUACACGGCAAUAGACACAUUCUAUCUAGCAGAGGAGCAGCUUGUAGAAUCUCCUUCUAGGAAAGAUGGAAUCGAUGAUGUUACAGAAACAGCACUUCGAAUCUAUGGUUGUGAUCUCGUUCAAGAGUGUGGGAUUUUGCUCAGAUUACCUCAAGCUGUAAUGGCCACUGGCCAAGUGUUAUUUCAUCGCUUUUACUGCAAGAAAUCAUUUGCCCGUUUUAAUGUGAAGAGGGUUGCUGCUAGUUGUGUUUGGCUUGCAUCAAAACUUGAAGAAAGUCCGAGAAAAGCAAGGCAGGUGCUUGUUGUUUUCCACAGAAUGGAAUGUAGGAGAGAAAACUUACCUAUAGAACAUCUGGAUACAUCUUCGAAGAAAUAUGUUGAUUUGAAAGCAGACCUAAUUAGAACAGAGAGGCAUCUGUUAAAAGAGAUGGGUUUCAUCUGCCAUGUUGAGCAUCCUCAUAAAUUUAUAUCAAACUACCUUGCAACUCUUGAAACACCUGCAGAAUUGAGACAAGAAGCUUGGAAUCUUGCAAAUGACAGUUUGCGCACAACACUCUGUGUAAGAUUCAAGAGUGAGGUUGUGGCCUGUGGAGUUGUAUAUGCUGCAGCCCGUAGAUUUCAAGUGCCCCUCCCAGAGAAUCCUCCUUGGUGGAAAGCAUUUGAUGCAGACAAGGCUGGUAUAGAUGAAGUUUGCAGAGUUCUCGCUCAUCUUUACAGUCUUCCAAAAGCAAAAUACAUUCCUGUAUGCAAAGAAGGAGGUUCCUUUGCUACAUCAAACAGAUCAAGAGACUCGCCGUCGCUUCCUGUAUCUAAGGAAGGUUUGUUGGAUGCUCCACCAGUGAAUGAAGAUACUGAGGAAGUCGCUAAGGAGGCAGAUGCAAAAGCUGUCCUUGAUAAGUUGAAGGACUCAAAGAAGAGUGAUGAUGACUCAAAAAACAUGCCUUCAGAAGGGGAGUCAAAAGAAGAGCCAGGAAGAACUGACCAUAGAAUAGAUGCUGGUGGAGAAAAGAACAAGGAUCGAGAGAGGGACAGGGGCAGAGAUAGGGAGAGAGAGAGGGAUAAGGAAAGACUAAAGUCUCGUGAACGUGAUAGGGGAAGGGAAUCUGACAGGGAAAGGGAGAGAGAUGACUUCGAAAGGGACAGAGAAAAAUCCAAGGAAAGGAGUCAUCGUUCAAGAGACAAAGUUUUUCUGCUUUGCCUUACUCAAGCUGAUCUAAAUACUGCAGGUCACUCAGAGAAACCAAAACAUCAAUCUUCUCGAGAUCGUGAUUACCUGUCUUAUUCAUCACGGGAGAAGGAUCGUCGUAGACAUCAUUAGCUUGGAACGGCCCGACAGAAUGUGCUCUCAAUCACUGCCAACUUGCUCCAUUAAAGCUUGCUUUAAAUUAUACUUCACCGAUUUCGUGAAUCUGCUAUGGAGGGUUUAUUUAAUUGGAGGAAAUAGUAUAUCCUCCACCUGUUGAAAUUGGACCCAUCAUUCUCCUGCUUAAGCCACCUAAAAAUAUGUUUCUGGCUUAAUGUUGCAGGUUACCAUGCCAAAUAUGUUUGUCGUUUUUCUGAAUUUUAGCUGCAGUUCUUUGCAUAUAGCUGGGGAAGUGCCUUCUUGGUGAAACUGUACCACACCCUUACAUAUCAACGGAGAGGUCUCUUGUAAUCGGUUUUUAACUGUUGUCCUUUAGUUCCCUCGAACAAUUGACAUAACCUUUGUUGUUCUAAUAGCUUGUGUCUUAAAGCAGGGUUGUUAGCUUUCUGCGCGACAGUUAUAUAAAGAGUCUAGUAACUGAGA